This is a messenger RNA of Helianthus annuus (common sunflower), 2304 nucleotides long. RefSeq lists its product as uncharacterized. The record is from RefSeq and is a predicted model, not a curated record. Lineage: Eukaryota; Viridiplantae; Streptophyta; Magnoliopsida; Asterales; Asteraceae. The transcript has 7 exons. The coding region runs from base 191 to 1945 and encodes 584 amino acids.
UCUGUCAAUCUUUUUAAACUUCAACAACACACCAUCAUGACCUUGUGAUACCACCUGUCUGUCUCUCACUCUCUCUCUCUACAAUUUCCAAAUUUCCCCUCCAAUAUACCCGCCAUUUUCUCCGUAAAAUCACCGCUACAACCAACUGACUACAAUCACCCAACACAACCUGUAGAUUCCACCAUUGACAAUGCAGCAGUUCACCUUUCAAGAUCACAAUUUCAACAUCACCAGCAGCCAAUCCAGAUCCAGCUAUGGCGGUGCUGGUGCUCGAGACGCUAGUCCUGACUCUGUAAUUUUCUCCAAUUUUAGCCUCUUAUCUUCUUCCGCUUCUGCUAGCGUUGAUCGAUGCUCUUCUGCUUCCGAUGUUGUUGAUCGUGAUUCUCUCGUCUCCGCAAUGUCUCUGCAUUUGUCUGGACGUGCUUUUCGUGAUUUUUCCACCUCCAGGGGUCCAGAUCUAGAUCCAAACAAUGAUUCCACAGUGCAUAGCAGAAAAGUGGAAAAAGCAAAAUCUAUAAUAGAUGGUGAGAAUAAUCAAACCCUGGAUUCAGCAAGAAGCUCCUUCUCUCAGGCUGUAAAAGAUUGCCAAAACCGGAAGUCUAGAUCUGAAAUUCUUCGGAAGAAGUCUGACCGGAGAAGACCUCCAUCAUUGGAUCUGAACAAUCAGUUGCCGAAUAUGACUAGUUCUUCUCCAAGACUUCCUAUGAAAAGCUCUGUUUCAAACAGGCAAACUAGUAUGUUCCCGAGUCCAGUAACACCAAAAUACAGUCCUGCAAACAGCGGGAUUCAGAAAGGUUGGAGUUCAGAACGUGUGCCGUUGCAUACAAAUACUAACCGGAGGCAGGUGAGUUCUGUAUUAACGUCUUAUAAUAGUGGAAAAACAUUGCCUUCAAAAUGGGAAGAUGCCGAGAGGUGGAUAUGUAGUCCAGUUGCAGGAGAUGGUGCUUUUAGGCCUUCGGUUAAACAGCCGCAAAGGCGGCCCAAGGCAAAGAGUGGGCCGCUUUGGCCUCGUCGAUCUGCAUACAACAACUCCACGUAUUCCCCGACAGUGCAUAUGUUUGACGGAGGGUCAGUGAAUCUUGGGAGUUUAUUCCCGGGAUCACCAUUUUCAAGUGGAGUAAAUGCUGGUGAUGGUUUGUCCGUUAGGUAUCACAAUCAACUUGACAACAGUGGGAACUUCCCUUCACUUAACGAGCCUUGUUUGGCAAGAUCACUCAGCUUACAUGGUUGCUCUGAAUCGUUGAGUGAGUCAUUGUUGCGUAUAACUCAAGAUGGUAGGACCGGCUGUGUGACGGAUGCUGCUACCAACAUAUCUCGUGAUGUUUCACGAAGAGAUAUGGCAACCCAAAUGAGUCCUGAUGGUAGUCCAUACUCGUCUCCUAGGAGGAGAAACUCAAACUCUAUCUCCAUGUCAACAUCUAUACUACCUGUGGAGGAGACGCGUUCCUCUAAAGCAGAAAUGCGGGAUGUACAGGUUGAUGAUCAGGUCGGUUUCUCAAGAUGGUCUAUGAAAACAAGAUCUCAAAUUCCAGCUAGGCGGUCUGCCUCAGAAAUGAUGGAUGGCUGGAAAAGAAAAUCCCUCGAGGCUCGUUCUGCUGAUUGGGAUGUUUCAGAGAUGACAAAAAACCUCUCAAAGGUGAAACGAGAGGAAGCUAAAAUUACUGCUUGGGAGAAUUUACAGAAAGCUAAAGCAGAAGCAGCUAUACGGAAACUUGAGAUGAAACUGGAAAAGAAGAGAUCAUCGUCGAUGGAUAAGAUAAUGAAUAAACUAAGAUCAAACCAGAAAAAGGCUCAAGAAAUGAGAGGGUCGGUUUUAUCUAAGCAGACUCAUGAUCAAGUUUCUCCCAGAUCUUCUUCUUCAUCUUCUUCACACAAGGUCAUAUCGCUCAUCAGGACUCCACAGAUAGGUUCCAUAAGCGGCUGCUUUACCUGCCAUGCAUUUUGACAAGAUGUUUAUGUUCUGUGAACUAUGUAAGACGUCUCAGAAGAUUUUCGACCAUCUAGUUCGCUGGUGAUCGACUGCUCCUUAUUUUACCUAAAGGUAUCCCUACUAACCUACGAUUAAUACAUCAUGUAAUAUGUGUUUCCUAUAUGUAAUAACUAAACAAACCGUUACAAAGUAUUUUUGACGAUGGUCAUAUAUAGCAACCGCCAACAGGAGAAGACAACAUUUUGUAACCUGUGGUAUUGUACUAAAGAAAUCAAUUCUGAAUGGGUGAGAGCUAUGGCUUGAUGGUUGCGCAUAAGACUAGGCAACCGGAAGGUCAGGGGUUCGAACCUAGUUUGGGGAGAUAGUUAAGUUCA